CUACCAUGUUAUAAAAUAUUACAAAAUUCAAAUUAAAUUACAGCUGCUACUCCAGUCGCUGAGUUAAUUCAAAAAAUUUUGAAAUAACACACCCACCUCACAUGACAGGACCUGCAAUUUCGUAGCAAACGCUCAAGUAGCUAUCGCGUACGAGCAAUCCAUCAGCUCGCAUCGCUAGACGCUAUUGUACUGUGGGGGGUGACGUGUGUAUUACGAUACCAAAACCACCCUCACAUUUCACCAAUUUUGACUCUCUCUCUCUCUCUGUCUUUCUCUCUGUCUAUAUGCCUGCUGAGGGCGGGAACUCGAAAAUUUCCUCCCUCAAAUUGUUCUUUCGGGUUUGUUAGGGUUUCUCUUGUUUUUAUCACCUGCAAUUCCCUUCUCUAGGGUUUUUAUUUAUUAAGCUCUGGUUUCGAUUUUCGUUCAUUGGGAACCCAAGAUGAAUCUACGCAAGGGCACUAAGGUUUGGGCACCAGAUAAGAAUUUGGCGUGGGUUGCUGCUGAAGUUACUGAUUUUGUUGGAAAGAAUGUUCAAGUCCUCACUGCUUCUGGCAAGAAGGUUUUGGCUUCUCCGGAGAAGCUGUUUCUUAGGGAUGAUGAUGAGGAGGAGCAUGGAGGAGUGGAUGAUAUGACGAAGUUGACUUACUUGCACGAGCCUGGAGUCCUUUACAAUCUCGAAAGGAGAUAUGCUCUUAAUGAUAUUUAUACAUACACAGGAAGCAUUUUGAUAGCUGUUAAUCCAUUCACCAAGCUUCCUCAUCUUUACAACGUGCAUAUGAUGGAGCAGUAUAAAGGAGCACCAUUUGGUGAGCUAAGUCCUCAUGUUUUUGCUGUUGCAGAUGCAUCAUAUAGAGCGAUGAUGAGUGAAGGUAGAAGCCAAUCUAUACUGGUUAGUGGAGAAAGUGGGGCUGGAAAAACUGAGACGACAAAAUUGAUUAUGCAGUAUCUCACUUAUGUUGGUGGUCGAGCCUCUGGUGAUGAUAGAACAGUUGAACAACAAGUUCUUGAAUCAAAUCCACUGUUGGAGGCAUUUGGUAAUGCAAGGACUGUCAGAAAUGACAACUCAAGUCGUUUUGGAAAGUUUGUUGAGAUCCAGUUUGAUGGAAAUGGUCGAAUAUCUGGUGCUGCUAUUAGAACAUACCUGCUGGAACGGUCUCGUGUAGUUCAGAUAACAGAUCCUGAAAGGAACUACCAUUGCUUUUAUCAAUUGUGUGCAUCUGGGAUGGAUGCAGAAAAGUACAAAUUGGAUCAUCCAAGCCGCUUUCAUUACUUAAAUCAAAGUAAGACUUAUGAAUUAGAUGGAAUUAGCAAUGCGGAGGAGUACAUAAAGACGAGGAGGGCAAUGGAGAUUGUUGGUAUAAGUCAUGAAGAUCAGGAGGCUAUAUUUCGCACCUUGGCUGCAAUUCUUCAUCUUGGAAAUAUUGAAUUUUCUCCUGGCAAAGAACAUGAUUCUUCAAUUGUAAAGGAUCAGAAGUCUAGCUUUCAUAUGCAGAUGGCAGCUAGUCUUUUUAUGUGUGAUGUCAACUUCUUGCUGGCGACUUUAUGUACUCGUACAAUUCAAACCCGUGAAGGAAGUAUUGUAAAAGCUCUCGACUGUAAUGCUGCUGUUGCUAGUAGGGAUGCCUUGGCAAAGACAGUUUAUGCUAGACUUUUUGAUUGGCUUGUUGAUAAGAUUAAUAGGUCUGUUGGGCAAGAUCUGACUUCUCAGAUUCAAAUUGGAGUAUUGGACAUUUAUGGCUUUGAAUGCUUUAAACAUAAUAGUUUUGAGCAGUUCUGCAUUAAUUUUGCAAAUGAGAAACUUCAGCAACAUUUUAAUGAGCAUGUGUUCAAGAUGGAACAGGAGGAGUACAGAAAAGAAGAAAUUAAUUGGAGCUACAUUGAAUUUAUAGACAACCAGGAUGUUUUAGAACUAAUUGAGAAGAAACCUAUUGGGAUAAUUGCCCUCUUGGACGAAGCUUGCAUGUUCCCAAAAUCAACACAUGCAACACUUUCAACCAAGCUAUUCCAGAAUUUCCGUGCUCACCCAAGGCUGGAAAAGGCAAAAUUUUCAGAAACAGAUUUUACUGUUUCUCAUUAUGCUGGCAAGGUCACCUAUCAAACAGACACGUUUUUAGAUAAAAAUCGUGAUUAUGUUGUGGUAGAACAUUGCAAUCUGCUAUCUUCUUCCAAAUGCCCCUUUGUCGCUGGUCUUUUCCCUUCACCUCCUGAGGAAUCUUCACGAUCUUCUUAUAAGUUUUCUUCUGUAGCCUCUAGAUUUAAGCAACAACUUCAAGCACUUAUGGAAACCCUCAACUCAACUGAGCCUCAUUAUAUACGUUGUGUGAAGCCAAACUCUUUUAAUCGACCUCAGAAAUUUGAGAAUACAAGCAUAUUACAUCAACUACGCUGUGGGGGUGUUCUGGAGGCUGUUCGGAUAAGUCUUGCUGGUUAUCCCACUCGAAGAACAUAUUCAGAGUUUGUUGAUCGUUUUGGAUUAUUAGCUCCUGAAUAUAUGGAUGGAAGUUGUAGUUAUGAUGAAAAAGCUUGGACAGAGAAAAUUCUGCAAGAGUUAAAGCUUGAGAAUUUUCAGUUGGGUAGGACCAAAGUGUUUCUCAGGGCUGGUCAGAUUGGGGUUUUAGAUUCAAGACGGGCUGAGGUUCUGGAUAAUGCUGCAAAGUGCAUCCAGCGUCGUUUGCGAACAUUUAUAGCACGUCUGAACUUUAUUUCAAUGAGGGCUGCUGCCAUUGCUGUCCAGGCAUACUGCAGAGGAUGCCUUGCUCGAAAUAUAUAUGUUGAGAAACGGGAGACUGCAGCUGCCAUUUCAAUACAAAAAUAUGUCCGCAAGUGGUUGCUAAGACGUGCUUAUUCAAAGCUGUUUUCAGCAGCUAUUAUUGUACAGUCAAGUAUUCGUGGUUUCUUAACUAGGCAAAGAUUUUUACAUGGAAAGAAGCACAGAGCUGCUGUUAUAAUUCAGGCUUGGUGGAGAAUGUGCAUGUUCCGCUCAGCUAUCCGGCAUCAUCAGACUUCAAUCAUAGCAAUACAAUGUCGCUGGAGACAAAAGCUGGCAAAAAGAGAGUUCCGUAGGCUUAAACAAGAGGCUAAUGAAGCAGGUGCCUUGCGUCUAGCUAAGAAUAAACUUGAGAAGCAGUUGGAUGAUCUCACUUGGCGACUGAAUCUCGAAAAAAGAUUACGGAUUUCUAAUGAAGAAGCAAAGUCAAGUGAAAUUUCCAAGCUUCAAAAGAUGUUGGAAUCUUUAACUCUUGAGCUGGAUGCAGCUAAGUUGGCUACAAUUAAUGAAUGCAACAAGAAUGCAGUGUUGCUCAAUCAGUUGGAACUAUCAAUGAAGGAAAAGUCAGCUUUAGAGAGAGAACUCAUUACAAUUGCUGAGUUGAGGAAAGAAAAUGCUGUACUAAAGGAUUCCUUGGAUUCCUUGGAAAAGAAGAACUCAGUUCUGGAGCAUGAUCUUAAUGAGGCUCAAAAGGAUAGUAGUAAUACUAUCAAAAAGUUGAUGGAAACUGAAGAGAAGUGUUCUCAGCUGCAACAGAAUGUCCAAAGUCUUGAGGAGAAGCUCUCACGUCUAGAAGAUGAGAAUCAUGUCCUUCGACAAAAAGCACUGAGUGUGACUCCUAAGAGCAAUCGUUCAGCUUUGAUGAAAGCAUUUUCUGAAAAAUACUCUGGUGUGCUUGCUCUUGCUCAAACUGACCAGAAGCCUAAAUUUGAGUCUCCCACACCUUCAAAACUUAUACCUUUUGCAUAUGGUUUAUCAGAAUCACGCCAACCAAAGUUAACAGCAGAAAGACACCAGGAGAACUAUGAAUUCCUCUCAAGGUGCAUUAAGGAAGACAUUGGAUUCACAGAUGGUAAACCACUGGCAGCUUGUAUUAUGUACAGAUGUCUUCUUCACUGGCAUGCUUUUGAAUCUGAGCGAACAGUUAUUUUUGACUAUAUAAUUGAGGGAAUAAAUGAAGUUCUGAAGGUUGGAGAUGAGAACCUUACCUUGCCAUAUUGGCUGUCUAAUGCCGCAGCACUUCUAUGCCUACUCCAGAGGAAUUUACGAUCAAAUGGGUUUUUGAAUGCUGCUAGUCAAUUUUCUGCACCUUCUGGGUUGCCAGGAAGGGUUGUGCAUGGUCUGAAAUCUCCAUUCAAAUAUAUUGGAUUUGAGGAUGGUCUGUCACAUGUGGAAGCUAGAUAUCCGGCCAUACUGUUUAAACAACAAUUAACUGCUUGUGUAGAGAAGAUUUUUGGCUUGAUUAGAGACAAUUUGAAGAAGGAGUUAUCGCCUUUGUUGGGUUUAUGCAUUCAGGCUCCAAAAUCUUCAAGGCAUACUGGAAAAGCAUCUAGAUCACCUGGUGGCAUUCCUCAACAAGCACAUAACAGUCAUUGGGAGAGCAUCAUCAAAUUUUUGGAUUCUCUUAUGGGUCGUUUGCGUGAGAAUUAUGUACCAUCAUUUUUCAUCCGUAAACUCAUCACCCAGGUUUUCUCUUUCAUCAAUAUAUCACUUUUCAAUAGCCUUCUGCUGCGACGUGAAUGUUGCACAUUUUCAAAUGGGGAAUAUGUGAAAUCUGGUCUAGCAGAACUUGAGAAAUGGAUAGUUGGUGCAACGGAGGAGUAUGCAGGAACAUCAUGGCAUGAGCUAAAUUAUAUUAGACAAGCUGUUGGGUUUCUGGUGAUACAUCAGAAGAGGAAAAAGUCUCUUGAAGAGAUUAUGCAAGAUCUUUGUCCAGCGCUGACUGUUCGGCAAAUAUAUCGAAUAAGUACCAUGUAUUGGGAUGAUAAAUAUGGUACUCAGAGUGUGUCAAAUGAGGUGGUUGCUCAAAUGAGGGAAAUGUUAAAUAAGGACAACCAGAAUUUGACAUCCAACUCUUUCUUGUUGGAUGAUGAUCUGAGCAUUCCAUUCUCUACUGAGGAUAUAGACAUGGCAAUUCCUGCAAUAGAUCCUUCUGAUGUUGAACUACCAAAGUUCUUGUCAGAAUAUCCUUGUGCUCAGUUUCUGGUGCUACAUCAAAAGUAAAUGGAAUCCAGUCUGAUGUAGGACACCUUUUGCAGUGGCGAUCAGAAACAUAGAUUGACCUCAUAGUUCAUCAGCUGCACAUUUGGUAGUGGAAAAUUUCUUUAGCAUUAUAUUGGGGUUUGGUAUUGGCAUUCCCCUUCAAUUAUUUUGUAGGUUUAACCAGCAUUAUGCAAUUGGUUAUAGGUGUUGAUGCUUCUACUUUUGUGAAGCUCAUUCUUUGUACAUGUUAUUACUUUUUUCUUAAAUUGAAUUUGUAGUGCCAUGGUGAAUUAUCACUAGUUGGUGCUUUGUAUAUAUAGAACGUGCUGUGUCAGAACUGAUUGAUAAUAUAGAUGUUUCAAAGUAAUGUACAUUGAAUUUUCUUAUUCAAGGCA
Molecule: messenger RNA, 5364 nt
Organism: Hevea brasiliensis (rubber tree)
Lineage: Eukaryota; Viridiplantae; Streptophyta; Magnoliopsida; Malpighiales; Euphorbiaceae
Product: myosin-15
Exons: 39
Coding region: 440-4990 (1516 amino acids)
Biological process (GO): actin filament organization; vesicle transport along actin filament
Cellular component (GO): myosin complex; vesicle; actin cytoskeleton
Molecular function (GO): actin filament binding; ATP binding; microfilament motor activity
Source: RefSeq, a predicted model, not a curated record